AUGGAUCCUCAGAUCCUCAACAAGUUCUACAGCUGCAACAUCGAGAGCAUCCUGACAGGUUGCAUUACUGCCUGGUACGACAAUUGCUCUGCCUCCGACCGCAAGGCACUACAGAGGGUAGUGCGUACGGCCCAGUACAUUGCUGGGGCUAAGAUGCCAUCCAGGACCUCUACACCAGGCGGUUCAGCCUGCCCUGCGUCCAGUAUGGAUGUGCUGGUCCAUAACCGCAUCAACGUCCUGAACGGCACCAUGGUGAAGAUCCAGUGCAUCUUCACCUCCUGCUACAAGGUGGACGUCAACAAGUUUGCCAUGAACUGGACCUACCAGGAGAACACCAACGAGACUGAGGAGAUGUUCAUGACCUAUAAGAAGGGGAUGAUGCCCAUGCGGACAGACCGGUUCAGUGACCGGGUGCAGUUUGUGGGUAACCUGGAAAAGAACGACUUGUCCAUCACCCUCUCUGAUGUCCAGCUGUCGGACGAGGGAGUCUAUAACUGCUACGUCCGUAACCCCCCUGACCGCAUCCAGGGCCACGGAAUCAUCAACAUGUUUGUCGUCACAGAACUGCCUCCCCCGCGGGACUCGACAAUAGCGGUGGCGAUCGGGGCGUCAGUCGGCGGUGCGCUGGCUCUGCUCAUCCUGUCCAUGGUGGUGGUAAAGUGUAUAAGGCGCCACAAGAAACAGGAGCUCAUCUCCGACGAGCAGAAGAUGGAGGAAGAGGGCAAGCUGGAUGCAGAGGGGGGCACCGAGGAGGGAACCAAGUGA
This is a messenger RNA of Oncorhynchus nerka (sockeye salmon), 765 nucleotides long. Its product is annotated as sodium channel subunit beta-2-like. Lineage: Eukaryota; Metazoa; Chordata; Actinopteri; Salmoniformes; Salmonidae. The coding region runs from base 1 to 765 and encodes 254 amino acids. Gene Ontology annotation, cellular component: plasma membrane. The record is from RefSeq and is a predicted model, not a curated record. The transcript has 4 exons.